Molecule: messenger RNA, 1542 nt
Organism: Microbotryum saponariae
Lineage: Eukaryota; Fungi; Basidiomycota; Microbotryomycetes; Microbotryales; Microbotryaceae
Source: the annotation of a GenBank genome assembly
AUGGCAGAAGACGCAGCGGCGCUGCUAGCCGACUUUGUCAGUUCGCUCGACAACCUCCCCAGCGAAGUGCAGCACAUCCUGCAAGAGAUCGGCCACAAGGAAGCCCGUACGAACGACGUCAAGAACAAGGCUCUCUCCCGCGAUCAGGCGAUCCAGAAGCAUGCCCGGCCCCUCGCUUCCGGGGGGCAGGGUUUGCUCGAACCGAAUCCAAAGGAGGACGAGCUGAUCAAAAAGAUACGGUCAGUUCCGGACGAUCGAGUCGUGUGUUCGUGUACAAGCCUUUCUGAUUCCGCACGUGGUCGCUGCUCGCACCACAGGCUCGAUCUAGACAAAGCCGAGACCUCGGCCAAAGAAAAAGUGGCCCUCGCUGAACGAGGCGUAAAACUCGUCAGUCCGCGUGGCUCACUGUCCUUCGUCAUCCUACAACACCCUACUCACACCAUCGUCCUGCCCCGAACCAGAUCUCCCGCCACCUCACCCGCCUCCAAUCCCAACUCGAGCUCGUCACCUCGGCCAUACCCCCGCUACCAACCCUCCCUUCCUUCGACCCCGUCAUGCCGAUCCUCCCAACCCCGACCCCCGUCUCCCAACCCCCGAACCCCAACUUCAAUCCCAACCAAGCCUCGCAAACCAGCUUUGGUGCCUACAACCACCCCGGUACACCAGGAGGUGGUGUCAAUUUUCAGCUUCAGAGCCAGGCGCAGAGGAAACCCGCACAAGGAGCGAACUUAGGAACGCCAGCUCAACCUUCACCUAUGCAGAUCCCGAUGCUGCAAGGACAAAUACAACAGCACCUCGCGGCCCAUUCGCCACAAGGUCAAUACGGCUUCGCGACUGGUGCUGGGAUCGCGACAGGUGCGGGAGGCCCAGGGACCCCGAUGGGUGGAGCGGCGAGAGGAGGACAAAUUAUCAAUCGACCUGGCACGGGCGCUCGGCCACCAAAUCAAUACCCUGCUCAGCAAGCUGGCACACCUCUCUCAGCCAACUCGAACCCUCUUCUCCAUCUCCAACAAACCCUCGGGGGAGGAGCGACGGGCGCCGCGAACCUCGCGAUGUUGCAGCAGCAGCAACAGCAACAGCAACAACAGCACGCGCACAUGCAGCAACAACAACAUCAAUUGCGGAUCCAACAACAGGCCCACGCGAUGCAACAACAACAAUUGGCGAAUCAACAGCAGUUGCAACAGUUGCAGCAACAGCAUGGGGCCAACGCAGCGAAUAACAAACGUAAGAGGCAGGACGAGGAGGUCGAAGCUGCUGAAGUCGAGGCGGAGGGGGAGGAUCUCACACCGUAUUGUUUCUGUCAUCGACCGUCGUUCGGAGAGGUGAGCGAGCUUUCAAGAGCAAAAGAUCGGCAGACGUGUGCUAACCCUCGCUCUCGUCCCCUUCUCUUCACAGAUGAUCGGAUGCGAUGCCCCGAAUUGCCAGAUCGAAUGGUUCCACCUCUCGUGCGUCGGGCUCAAAUCGACCCCCGAAGGCAGUUGGUAUUGUCGCGAUUGCGAACCCAAGAUGCAAAAGGGGGCGUCGAGGAAACGCCGAUGA